GAGCGGCGGGAGGGCGGCCGCGCCAUGUGGCUGCUGGGGCCGCUGUGCCUGCUGCUGAGCAGCGCGGCGGAGAGCCAGCUGCUCCCUGGGAACAACUUCACCAACGAGUGCAACAUUCCAGGCAACUUCAUGUGCGGCAACGGGCGGUGCAUCCCCGGCGCCUGGCAGUGUGAUGGGCUGCCUGACUGCUUCGACAAGAGUGAUGAGAAGGAGUGCCCCAAGGCUAAGUCAAAAUGCGGCCCGACCUUCUUCCCUUGUGCCAGCGGCAUCCACUGCAUCAUUGGCCGCUUCCAGUGCAACGGGUUCGAGGACUGUCCUGAUGGCAGUGACGAAGAGAACUGCACAGCCAACCCUCUGCUUUGCUCUACCGCCCGCUACCACUGCAAGAACGGCCUCUGCAUUGACAAGAGCUUCAUCUGCGAUGGGCAAAAUAACUGUCAAGACAACAGUGACGAGGAGAGCUGUGAAAGCUCUCAAGAACCAGGCAGCGGGCAGGUGUUUGUGACGUCAGAGAACCAGCUCGUGUACUACCCCAGCAUCACCUACGCCAUCAUCGGCAGCUCUGUCAUCUUCGUGCUGGUGGUGGCCCUGCUGGCGCUGGUCUUGCACCACCAGCGGAAGAGGAACAACCUCAUGACGCUGCCUGUGCACCGGCUGCAGCAUCCCGUGCUGCUCUCCCGCCUGGUGGUCCUGGACCACCCCCACCACUGCAACGUCACCUACAACGUCAACAACGGCAUCCAAUACGUGGCCAGCCAGGCCGAGCAGAAUGCAUCGGAAGUGGGCUCCCCGCCGUCCUACUCAGAGGCCCUACUGGACCAAAGACCCGCCUGGUACGACCUCCCUCCGCCGCCCUACUCCUCGGACACCGAGUCCCUGAACCAAGGCGACCUGCCCCCCUACCGCUCACGCUCCGGCAGCACCGACAGCGCCGGCUCCCAGGCGGCCAGCAGCCUGCUGAGUGCCGACGACAGCGGCCCCCCCGACGGCACCGCGGGCCCCCGGGACCCCGAGCCUGGCCAGGCCGCUGCGCGCGUAUGAACCCGGCGCUUCCAGAGUCCACGUGGGCUCAUCUGCUCCGACUGUUACCAUCCUGACAACACCCGCUCGUGGGAAGCCCCUCGGGGCGCCUCCAGGAGGGAUGUAGGGUGUCAGCGUCCCUCCUUUCCCCUGCCCGCCCCCUCCCCGCCCCAGAUUUCAGGGAUAGUCUUUGGAGGGAGGCCUGGCGUUUCUCCGACCUCGGGGUGACCUGAUACACGGUGCAGCUCUGCUGGGCGGCCACUCGUCCGUCGGGGCCCAGGAUCACGACCUCACUCGUCACCUCGCCCCUCUGCUACUGGUGGCGUCCCGCCGAACAGGCAGCCCUAGAUUGCAGGUGGGGGACAACGCGGUGCUUCCACAUCGUGUCGCAUGUUCCGAAGGGCAGGAGACGCUGGACCGCACUCCCGGGGGGGCGCUACCUCACAGCUCCGUUGGGGUUUGGGCCGAUGAUCGCCCAGGAGGCCCUCAGGCUGGCCGCCCUGGCACGAAUGCAGGUGAGCGCCACACUCUGCCCGCGCUGUCCUGCAGGCUGCCCUCGUGCACUGGAGGCGUUGGCCUGAGGACACAUCGGCCCUGGCGUACACCCUUCAGCCAUCGGCAGUGCCGGUGUGGUUCUCUGACCGACUCUGAAACCCCCGACUCUGGCCAGAUUCGGGCUUUAAAAGCUUGCCCAGGAAUCCUCACUGUGCAUUUUCUCGGCAGCGUCUGGCAUCAGCCUCAUCCCAAAGUAGGCAGGGAGCCCCUGCCAUAGAUUCAUACGCGUACUCAGCUCCUAAAAUGCCUGGGUCUGCUUCGGUCCCCAGUCCUUCCCUGGCUUCUGGAUUGUCACCGCAGCCCUUUCCCCGAGCUGUGACCUGCCCAGAGCCAAGGGGUGAGGGCCCAACUUGAAUUGGCCAAAAAUUGGGUCUGGUCCACACCCGGCCUGUCUUGCCCACUCCUGCAGCCUUCCACACUCGCUUCCUACGUGACCGUAACACCCAGAAGUCGUUUUACCUGUGCAUUUGGACCUGAGGCCACUGUGGUUUCUGACACACCCGAGAACCAUAUUCAGUACCUCCCACCAGAGCUCCUGGCUCCCUGUGCUGCACACACUCCCCUUCCCAGGGCCCAGAAACCAGCACCCUGAUUUAGAGUUAGGGUUAGGGUCAGGGUCAGGCUUCUUCUGACUUGCCAUAGUUCCUCCUCUAAAAGACGUGGACAGUAGACAAUUUGGAGUCAAGAUUUGCCAUUCGGACUUUUUUUUUAAUCUCUUAGAAAUGCAUUUGAAACAGUGUGUUUGUUUUUUCCCUUCUAGUUAAGGGAUUAUUUAUAUGUAUAGGAAAGCUGUCUGUCUGUUUGUUUUUCCCUUAGUGAGGUCCAAAGAGAGAUCACACCUUUGUCCCGCUAAGCCUUGAUACGAAGUCACACUCCCGGCUGACCCGUGUACCAGGUGUGUGUGCAUUGUUGCACUUUGAGUUAUUAUUUAUCGAGUUCUUGAAGGAUGCAGAAAGAGGGAUGCCUUUCUCCCUCGGUUCAGUCUCUGUGUUUAUGCUAGCUUUCCUCUUCCUCUGUGGCCAGCCCGCCAUGGGGCCAACUCCCUGGAGAAAUAGUGGGUAGAAGCAUGGGCGUUAGUUGGCAAGAAACCACGCUUGACCCAGGGGGGUGCAAAACUGGAACCAGGUGGGACCAGUCCAGGCAGCUCUCACCCCUUCAGGACUUCUUUCCACAGUAGAAGAAAUUUUCAGCCACCUCCGUGAUGCACAUUUUAAUGAAGCCUGCAGGAGUGGGGGACGGCGUGGCAUUUAGUGAUCCUAUUCUCUGGACUUUUUUUUUUUUUUAAUCCAAUCCAAACUGUGUUAGAGGAAAGCUAGCCACUUGGUGAUUUCUUUCUUUCUUUUUUAAGUUAAAAAAAAAGGAGCCUAGUUGCGUCUUUCAUUUUUUUAAAUAACACGAGUUAUUUUCCGAGUAAUCCAAUAAAGAAAGAACUUUUGAUGGCAGCCAGAGUGUGUUAGGAACCCUGGCUGAGCAUUUCAUCUCCUGUGAGUCAGAAUGGCUUUAUUUUUUCUCCCUUUGAUGGGCCUGUGCUUCUUUCUGGUAUUUUGGAAGUUGUUUAGAGGAAGGGAUUCUAAUUUUAAUUAAUUGUGCAGUGAAUUAAUCUCACUUGCUUUUCUGCUUCCAGAUAUCUUAGGAAAAACAAAUGGUCUUAGUAGAUAAGAAAGCCUAUUAAUGUUUUUUUUUAAUAAACACAGGGACAUUUUUAUUAUAGAUGUGAUUUUUUUUAAUGAAUCUUCUUAAAAAAUAUAUAAAUAGGACACCAAAGCUGCAGGGAUUUUUUUCCUGUUUUUUUUUUUUUUAAUCUCCCUACUCUAGAUGGCAAAUAAGUGGCCAGCAAUAUUUUUUUAACUCAUUCCAUCCAGGAUAUUUUUUUAGACAUUGCCUAAAUCUACACCAAGCAGAAAACUAUCGCUGCUCUUUUUUCUCAAAUGAGACCAGCAAGUUCUUUUUAUUUUAGAGUUAAAAUUCACAUCACGGUAACCUAUGGCUUAUCCCUUGACUCAACUCACUACUCUGAAAUUGACUUGUUUAAAAAAAUGCUACAAAGUGGUUGACAAAUAGUGUGCGAUGUUCAAAGUUGAUGUAAACUGGAAAGUUUGUGUGGUUGCUUUUUGUGUUUUGGUUAGGUUUUGGUUUGGGUUUUUGUUUUUUUUUAAUUUUUAUACUUUCAAAUAAACUUGCAGUUUCAUUCUUUC
This is a messenger RNA of Nyctereutes procyonoides (raccoon dog), 3770 nucleotides long. It is a transcript of the gene LDLRAD3, whose product is annotated as low density lipoprotein receptor class A domain containing 3. The record is from RefSeq and is a predicted model, not a curated record. Gene Ontology annotation, molecular function: protein binding. The coding region runs from base 25 to 1041 and encodes 338 amino acids. Gene Ontology annotation, cellular component: plasma membrane. Gene Ontology annotation, biological process: receptor-mediated endocytosis. Lineage: Eukaryota; Metazoa; Chordata; Mammalia; Carnivora; Canidae. The transcript has 6 exons.